Messenger RNA from Myxocyprinus asiaticus (Chinese sucker), 2257 nucleotides. RefSeq names its product erythroferrone. Gene Ontology annotation, molecular function: hormone activity. Lineage: Eukaryota; Metazoa; Chordata; Actinopteri; Cypriniformes; Catostomidae. Bases 984 to 1862 code for a protein of 292 amino acids. The transcript has 9 exons. The record is from RefSeq and is a predicted model, not a curated record.
GAAGGGGACCCAGGAACACACUGUUAGAGACAGACAGGGGCUAAUAUAAGAGACAGGAGGCUGAAGAGAGACAGAGGAGUGGACAAACUAGAGGAGGAGGUGGAGUCUGGACUGAGAGGACGCUAAAAAGAGUGGAUCACGAAAAGGAGCCUUCAAAACAGAGAAAUCUUGCUGAGUGGGCCACUGACACAGAAGGUGAGACACAGGCUGGAUGUGGAAUAAACUGGAGCCUGGCAAGAGUUCAACUGGUGAACUAAAUUAUCAUCACUGAAGGAAUUACUAAAAACAUAAACAGACAGAACUGUCAAAAUGCACCGGGGAGAGCAGAAGACAAUCCAACAUUAUUAAAAACCAAAAGAAGAAGGUGAGAUACCACCCACAGAGAGAGAGACUGAGUAUACCACACACAGGCUUUAUCACAGCCAAUCAUACCGCAACUGAGCAACAAACACUAACAAUUAACAAACACAUUAACAAAGCCACACAGAGAGUAUUUAUAGAAUACACACCUUCGCACAGUGCGUGACUAUAACACAUACGCUAAAUGCCCAUAACUCAAGCUUACAGUUUAGACUAUGGUCAGGGAGCAUAGAGAAUCUUGGAUGACACAGAAGGGCAGACUGACUGACUGAGAAGCAGAAGAUUGGUGAGGCUUCACAGACAACUCUCACGGCACUUAACACUAUGAACACUUCAUGUGGAGGACAACAAAAACACUACAAACUGAUCUGAACCAAAUUUUGGAUUGUCUUCUCCACUUCAAAAACCACCUUGGAAAUCAAAGAAGACCAUCUCCAAACCAUUGACCAGAGCAUCUUCUUCAAGUCAAGAUCCUAAGAACCAUCAUCAGCCUAAGGUCAACCUGAAACUGUGGACUCUUCCAAAAGACGUCUGGUCACCUCCCCAUGAAGGGAUGGAAGCUGUGUACUGAGCUGCCUACAAGGAGUUGAGUGAAGUGGACGUUCACCUACUGAGACUGCAGCAUGAAGCUCAGGCAUGGGGCAAGAGGGGCACUGCUGUCCUUAUUGAUAAGCUUAUUGCUGACUACAUGCAAAACACAUGAGAGUGACGAGAGUCUUGAGCUCCAGGAGGAGAACAAUACUGUCAGCACUGAGAGCCCUGAGACUGUAUCCUCUGACAUAGCCUUCGUGAGCCCCCACAGGACAUGGAUAGUUUUUAGGGACAACUCCAACAAGGGUGGAAAUAAGAAACCAAGAGGAAACAAAAGACUCUCCAAGCAUGGCCUUCCAGGUCCACCAGGCCCUCCUGGUCCCCAGGGGCCUCCUGGUCCUCCGGGCCCCCUACUGCCACAUCAUGAAGAAUUGAUACAGGACUUUCAAGUCAAACUGAAAGAGAUGGUAAGAACCCACUGUCUGCUCUGUGAUCAGCCCCCUCGUGUGGCGACGGCUUUCCGCUGCCGACUGCACCACAACAUGCUGGUCCAUCGUCGCAGUCUGCAGGAGCUCCAGCCCUUCAACGCUCCGUCAAACACAGAGCAGUUCCAUCAGAGAGGACAGGGCUUCAACACCAGCAGUGGCCGAUACACAGCUCCCAUGUCUGGGUUCUACCAGCUCACAGCUAGUCUGCAACUGGAAUCCAAUGAGCCUCAGAAGAAGCCUCAGGCCAGGCAGAGGGACAGUGUCAAGGCGUCCAUAUGUAUAGAGUCUCUUUGUCAGAGUAAUGUGUCUCUGGAGACAGUGACUGGAGUAAGUGCUACAGGGGGAGUAUUCAGUAUUCUCCUCACAGGAACUCUUUACCUACAGGCUGGAGAGUAUGUGUCUAUUCUAAUCGACAAUGGAACAGGCUCCGCCCUCACAAUUCUCCAAGACAGUCUGUUUUCUGGCAUCCUUAUUGGAGUAUGAGGACACAAACAGAAACCAAUGACUACCAAUAAUCCAGCAAUAAUCACCCAACAAAAUACACAUCUUUAUUUAGGUAAGGGUAUUGAGGACAUAGUUGAAUAAUAAUUGCAUAAGAGGGAGGACUCUUUUCAAGCACUUAAAAGAGAAUCUAAGCAGCUUCAGUAAUUAUCUUAACAUUGUUGCCAGGGCAGCAGGAUAGCACUGCUAUUUCUUUCCAAAAUAAUGGCAACACCUAAAUGCUGUUCAUAAAGAUGUAUGUAAUUUUGCCAUGUGGUAUGUUAAUACUGUAUAUUCCAUUCUCACAGGGUUGAAGUUGUAUUUAUUUGUAUUUGCUUUUGAAACAAUUGCUGAUAUUUGUGUAUGUUUGUAAUAAAACACUUCUAUAACUGUUGAAA